Messenger RNA from Ananas comosus (pineapple), 1302 nucleotides. RefSeq lists its product as uncharacterized. Bases 273 to 548 code for a protein of 91 amino acids. NCBI's taxonomy places the organism in Eukaryota, Viridiplantae, Streptophyta, Magnoliopsida, Poales, Bromeliaceae. The transcript has 2 exons. The record is from RefSeq and is a predicted model, not a curated record.
UUAGAAAUAAAUUCAGUUAAAAAACACUGAUAAUUAAAUUUUUAGCUAACGGUGCAAGAUACGGUCUACCAUGUGGGUAAUGUGUUUGUUUGGCAAUAGAAUUCGGUGCCGAAACGCAAAUUCCUUCGAAUUCGGCGACGAGACAUAAAGCUUGCCGACUUUUGUAAACGCCUGUGCAAGUGAGCCAUAAGAGAGUCGGCAUCGUAGCAGGCCCCUAGGAAAAGAGUACGGGUAGAGAGAGAGAGAGAGAGAGAGAGAAAGAGAGAGAGGAGAUGGAGCGAAGGGAGUUUGGGAGAGCGCGUCAAAACGCGAUGAGAUCGGGAGUGGUGGUGGUGGGAGCGAUCGCCUUCGCCUACCUCUCCUUUCGCGUGGGCUUCAAACCCUACCUCGACCGCGCUCGAGAUGCCAAGGAAGAGGAGGAGGAGGAGGAGACCUCCCCCCUCGUCCAUGGCGAAGCUCGGAUCCCGCUCUCCCAAACCCCCAUCACCAUCCUUCCUGAAGGAGACGACGAACAAGGAGAAAAGGGUCGUAGGUUCUCUACCUUUUAAUGCCCUAAAUUACAGCUUUUAUUAUUUAGGGUACAACAUAGUCUUUGAGUGGUUGGUUUCAACUUUCAAAUUUUUAGACCUUGAGUGGUCGGUUAGACCGUCCCUAGCGCAGGUGGCAAAAGGGAUUGGUGGGUGGUAUUUGAGAUCCAAAUUUGAAUCAUAGUUGAUUCACAUUUCGAGGUAAGUUUAUUUCUAAAUGAAAUAAACGAAGCGGAUAGCAAGCUAUUUUUCUCUCACAAAAAAAAAAAAAAACUUUCAAAUUUCUAAUCCCAAAAGGUAUUCUAAAUUGGGAAAUGCUUUUGAUUUCCAAAAUACUAUAAUUAUGAACUCUUGAUAAAUUGAUGAAUAUAUAGAAUUUUUUUUUUAAACUCUAUGUAUGAACUAAUGAAAUACACAUUCACACUUUUUAAAUAUGGCACUCGGGAGAACCUGCACUAUUAUUAUACUAAAUUUUACUGUGUUUGGCUUAGAAAAGAAAAAAUUAGUUGAAAGAGUGGACCAGUCAAAGUCCUUUUUUUCGACCAUUAGUGAUAUAUUUAUUGAUGAACUGCAAGUAUGAACUAAUCAAAAUAAAUUUUAGAAGCUCUGGAAAACUCAUAGUAAAAUUGUUCUAAAUUUUAUCACGUUUGGUGUAGAAUAGAAAAAUCUUAGUUAAAAAAGUGAAGGAUCAAACUCUAAUACCGUUUGGUUCGGGGUUAAGAAAAAACUAGUUAUUCCAGGGAUAGGAUUAAGUUUAGGGUUAAGGUGGGGUUAG